Molecule: messenger RNA, 669 nt
Organism: Schistosoma rodhaini
Lineage: Eukaryota; Metazoa; Platyhelminthes; Trematoda; Strigeidida; Schistosomatidae
Source: the annotation of a GenBank genome assembly
AUGGACAUGUUAUAUCAAAAAUUGCUGUUGGGGACCACUACUCCUUUAUGGAGUACUGGUCUCGUCUCACCACUUUACGCUAUCAUAACUGAUACUCCCGUCAAAACUGGGUGCUCAGACGUAUUGGGCAGUUGUGAAAGUCCUGGCAGUUGUUCUGACUUCUUAUCUGACAUAUCAACAAGCCGAAGCCCGGAUUCUGGGAGAAAUUGUAUCUCAUCCAUUUCUGAUUUUGUGCCAGAGGACGUUCUUGAUUUUGUUGCUGACUACUCGGCACGCCGUUCAGAGGCUGAUACUGAGUUUGUGUAUGACGACCUCACUGAUGCAAACCCGACUUCUUACUUACCACAACCUACUGACUUCCACCUGCCUGAUGUGCUCGCAGAAUCUGGCAACACUGAUUGUUUAGAGUCAGAUUCGUACCCACGUGAUCUUAUCAUGUCGAAAGUUAGACGAAAUGUUCAUUCGAAACGGCGUCGAGAAAUUAAUCGUGAGGCGUCAAAACGUUAUCGACAAAGACUGAAGCAAAAGUCAUUGAAAACGCAACAAGAUCUUAGCCUUGUUAUUUCCGCAUAUGAGCAAUCCAAAUCGGCUUACGAGAAAGCUGAACAUGCUUUUGAUGUGUUGAAAAAUAUUGUUCUCGAUCUAAUUAAUAUUGUUCCUCGAAAUUGA